CUGUUCUUUCAGUGCGGGUAAACUCCGGAAGGCACAUGUGACGGACAGGAAGUGACGCUUUUACCAAGCGACGUGUUGGGGAAAGAUGGCGGCGCCCGGGAAGAAGAAGAAAUUGGUCCAGCAGGAGGAACUGCGGCGGCUAAUGAAAGCAAAGCAGAGGGAGACAUCGAGCAAGAAAAGGAUCGAGUCACCAUUGGCUAAAUAUAACAGUCUUGGUCAUUUGUCCUGUGUUGUAUGUAAUGUACCAAUUAAAAGCGAAAUACUAUGGCAAACACACAUUCUUGGAAAACAACAUAAAGAGAAAGUUGCAGAAAUAAAAGGCACACAUGUAAACACCAGUAGUCCUUCUGUGUCUGCACCAACCUCACAAGCGACUAAAAGGAAAGGGCCAAGUAUAGAAAGUCACGAUAUAAAGAAAGUAAGAGAUUCAGAAGAACAGUCUUCAGCUUCAGCGACUACUUCUUCUGGGCUUCCAGCUGACUUUUUCGAAAAGACAGAUCAACCAUCUAGUAAACAGGCUACUGUUGCAAGUCUUCGGUUGUUGGCAGGCGAUUAUGAAGAUGAUGAAGAGGAAGAUGAGGAGAAAAUGGAAAUAAACUCGGCAGCGCUAUCGUCUCCCCUGCAGAAAUCUACAGAAAUCCCAUUGCCUCCACCAACAGCAAAUGAUGGCCUCCCACCAGAUUUCUUUGAUAGUAAGACACCUGUGGUUUCCCAUUCUGGGUCUAUUUUGAAACCUGACAUUCAAGAAAAACUGGUAGAGAGGAAAGAGAAUACAGCAGAAGCCUUACCUGAGGGAUUUUUUGAUGACCCAGAAGUUGAUGCAAAGGUGAGAAAGGUAGAUGCUCCCAAAGAUCACAUGGCUAAAGAGUGGGAUGAAUUUCAGAAGGAAAUGCGUCAAGUUAAUACUGUGUCUGAAGCAAUUGUGGCAGAAGAAGACGAGGAAGGUCGACUGGAUCGGCAGAUUGAAGAAAUUGACGAACAGAUUGAAUGCUACCGGCGAAUUGAACAUUUAAGAGACCGCAGAGAUGUCUUAAAUGAGUCAUUGAAUGAAGUUAUGAAGUCAAAAGCCGGCAAAAGGGAACAGGAUACUGAAAGUGAUGAUGAAGAGUUGUUAUCAGUCAUGAUUGGUCAGAAUUGGCGAGAAAAAGGGGCAUUUCUGUAGCCUAGAGAUAUCUUGAAAAAAGGUUUUCUUCUGACAAAAGACCCUCACAAACUUAUUUACUGUUUUCCCUUAUGGUUGGAUCAGAUAUUCCUAUGCAAGAAUCCAAUAUCCCUGAAGUAUAUCAUCUUUUUACCAGGACGACAAAUAAAUGACAUCAACGUAUAUGAAAUAGAAUGGAGUGCUAUUGUAAAUUUACGUUUUUUUAGUCAAAUAGUUUUCUCAUAUUCUUAUCUUUUAAGGUGCCCUGUCACUAUUCCAAACAAAUUGAAUGCAAUGCAUACUGUAAAAGAACAGGCUAAAUAUGUAUCUGUCCUGCAGGUGGUUUUACUUACUUUAUUAACUCUGGAUGCUUCUGUUCUCAUACCAUUAUAUAGGUGUUGGAUUGCAUGUCUCCAACUGUGUGCUGUGGUUUCUCCUGUGAUAACUACUGUGUCAUGUAGGGGCAUAGGGGUUCAGAAGGAGGAACCACAGAGCAAGACAGGAGACCCACUAUCUGACAUUCCUGGUAGUGUGCAGAGGAACUCUUGAAACGGAAAAAGAUUUCCUUCAUUCCCUGUUGGACAGGUAAGUAUUUUUAGGCUAAUCUUUUACAGGGUGUGCCUCAUUGAGUCUUUUUAGGAUAUCAUCAGGGUGACUUUAAGUUUCAUAAUUUGUGCUGUGUUUUUUGCUAUUUGUAUUUUGUAACAUUUUGUACAGUUAUAGAUUUUGAAACUAUAAAACAUAUUAUGGGCUGUAACAUUUGAUA
Molecule: messenger RNA, 1907 nt
Organism: Rana temporaria (common frog)
Lineage: Eukaryota; Metazoa; Chordata; Amphibia; Anura; Ranidae
Gene: ZNF830
Product: zinc finger protein 830
Exons: 10
Coding region: 86-1162 (358 amino acids)
Biological process (GO): nuclear DNA replication; mitotic DNA replication checkpoint signaling; mitotic DNA damage checkpoint signaling
Cellular component (GO): nucleus; spliceosomal complex
Molecular function (GO): nucleic acid binding; zinc ion binding
Source: RefSeq, a predicted model, not a curated record